AUGUUCAACACUGCACAUACUUCCAUCCCUCGUCCUAUUUCUGUCUUCGAAUCCAACCGGCGUCCUUAUGGAUGGCAACCUGACAAGUACGAAUACAUGGACUACGAACGCCGACGAAACCGCCUGCUAAAAUUGCCCCAUGUAAGGGUUGCUGUUGCCCAAGGCGGCAUACUCUGGCGUAUAUGCAAGCAGGAACUUGCCAGCGACAUACCCAGCGGGCCGUCCAUAGACGUACAUUUUUUUGCGGAUAUGUCUUCCGAUGCACCUCGCAAUUACGUCUUCGACACUCUGAGUCAAGAGGAGAUAGACACACUAUGUGGCGUUUAUCAUGUCCUUACAGAUAGAGGCGAACAAACGACAAUAUUGUCGUGGUGGCCCACGCCCCACCUGUGGACUACGUCUGGCUUGGACAUGGGAUACUGGACCCAUUCUAAUGAACAAGUGUUUCAGUCGAGGUUGAGGAAGAUACGAGAAGGAGAAGCCACAUUGCUCACGGCUCGAAAGUGGAAGGGAGACUUGAAGUUUUACAAGAACCAGACCAGGAAAUUUAUUGGGGGCGUCGACAGGGAAUGCGUAGCAUUAGUCAGUUUACUGUGA
Suillus subalutaceus is the source of this 597-nucleotide messenger RNA. RefSeq lists its product as uncharacterized. The record is from RefSeq and is a predicted model, not a curated record. NCBI's taxonomy places the organism in Eukaryota, Fungi, Basidiomycota, Agaricomycetes, Boletales, Suillaceae. The coding region runs from base 1 to 597 and encodes 198 amino acids. The transcript has 2 exons.